AUGUUAGGUGCUUUCAUCCUUGUAUUAUUAGUCGUCAAUCUGUCCAGCACGUCAGCUGCAAGUACAUGUGCCAUCGGUCGACAAUUUUGUGGCAAUGUUUGCUACGUACCAGGAGUACAAAAGUGCAUCAAGCAGGUGAUUUGCAGUUAUCAUCAAGAAUUAUGCAACGGUAGAUGUUAUACACCUGGUGUUCAGCAAUGUUAUGGGAAAAUCAUCUGCGCAUAUGACCAGAAACCGUGUGGUAAAAUUUGCUAUAAAGUUGGUAUACAGAAGUGUCUCAAUGAUGUAAUUUGA
This is a messenger RNA of Adineta ricciae, 294 nucleotides long. The record is from the annotation of a GenBank genome assembly. NCBI's taxonomy places the organism in Eukaryota, Metazoa, Rotifera, Eurotatoria, Adinetida, Adinetidae.